AUGUAUGCUGGCUUCUCUGCAUCAACAGGGAACCUUCUCAGUAACCAUUAUAUUCUUGCGUGGAGUUUUAGUAGAAGCAAAGAACGUUUACAGUCUCUAGACCUCUCUAAUCUCCCUCAGGUUCCUCUUCCAAGAGAGGAGAAAAAUAAAGUUUCUCCUCUGGUUAUUGGUCUGGUCGUCUUACUGGUGAUCCCUGUGUUGAUAAUUCUUGGAGGAGUUUAUUUGUAUAGGAGAAACAAGUAUGCAGAAGUAAAAGAAUCUUGGGAAAAGGAAUACGGUCCACACCGAUUCUCUUACAAGUCUCUGUACAAAGCAACAAAUGGUUUUAGCAAAGAUUGUCGUAUUGGGAAAGGUGGGUUUGGAGAAGUCUACAGAGGAACUCUGCCUCUAAGCAGACGUAUAGCUGUGAAGAGACUGUCUCACGAUGCAGAGCAAGGAAUGAAACAGUUUGUGGCAGAAGUUGUAACUAUGGGGAAUCUACAGCAUCGGAACUUGGUUCCUCUUCUUGGAUAUUGCAGGAGGAUAGGUGAGUUGCUUCUGGUCUCUGACUACAUGCCUAAUGGUAGUCUUGACCAGUUCUUGUUUCAUGACCAAAACGCAUCUCCUUCAUGGUUGCGAAGGAUCUCUGUUGUUAAGGACAUUGCCUCGGCUCUUAGUUACUUGCAUACAGGAGCCAAGCAAGUUGUUUUGCACCGGGAUAUAAAAGCUUCUAAUGUCAUGUUAGAUUCUGAGUUCAGUGGAAGGUUGGGUGAUUUCGGUAUGGCUAAGUUUCAUGACCAUGGAGCUAACUUGUCUGCAACAGCAGCUGUGGGAACUAUAGGUUACAUGGCACCUGAGCUUAUAAUAACGGGACCUUCUGUGAAGACCGAUGUGUAUGCGUUUGGUGCUUUCCUUCUUGAAGUGGUUUGUGGAAGGAGACCUGUGGAACCUGAGCUGCAAGUUGGAAAGAAGUAUUUGGUCAAGUGGGUCUGCGAAUGCUGGAAACAAGCUUCGUUACUCGAGACCAUAGAUUCAAGAAUGGGAAGAGAGUUCAUACCCGAGGAAGCCGAGAUGGUUCUGAAACUUGGGUUGCUCUGCACAAAUGCUAUGCCGGAAUCAAGGCCUACCAUGGGACAAGUGGUGCAAUACCUAAACAUGGACCUAACCUUACCGGAUUUCUCGCCGGAAACUCCAGGUGUUGGAGCUUUUAUGCCGGUUUCAACGGAAGCAUCACCUGCUACUGUGGUCGUCCCUAGUUUAAGGAACUCAUCAUUUUCUAUAUCUGUUACUCACACAAUCUUGGACGGGUAUGGGAGAUGA
Microthlaspi erraticum is the source of this 1299-nucleotide messenger RNA. NCBI's taxonomy places the organism in Eukaryota, Viridiplantae, Streptophyta, Magnoliopsida, Brassicales, Brassicaceae. The record is from the annotation of a GenBank genome assembly.